CGCGACGUUCCUCGGGACGGCGACCGCCGCGUCACCCCGCCGCGUCAACGUCCGCGCGGGGCCGUCCGCGCGCGAGCUCAGCGGGGCGAGCGUCGAACCCUGGAGACGAGGCGCGGGAUCGGGGCGCUGAGAUAUCCCGCGCGACGAGUCACGUAUCUCGCGGGUUGCCCAGUGACGGAACCGACCGAGGCGGAGCAUGAGCGACACUCUCGACGCCCGAUGCCGGGCGUGGGAGGACGAGCAACGAAGGCUCGACGCGUCGUGGAUUUCCGGUCCGUGCCCGUGCGCAAAGGACGCAAAGGCGCCGGGGCAGCCCACUUCGUGCUACGUCGGUGGUAAGGCCCCGUCCCCGAGCACCACCUCCGGGGGCGUCGACGUUCAACUCGCGAACAUCGUCGGCGCCACCUUCUUCGCGGUGAUGAUGAUUUUUGGCUUUUACGCCGUCUACCGAGGCUUCCGAUCGCGAGAGCGCGCCAAGAGGCGCAUCGCCACGGAGAUCAUCCGCGUCCUGAAGGAGGACGAGGAGCGCGCGAUCAAGUACAAGGUGCUCCAACUGACCCAGCCCUGCGGGACGGUCGCGGCGGCGACGAGGUGCCCGGAUGAGGAGCAAGGACCCGACGCGCCGGCUGGGCCGCUGGCGGAUGGCGCCGGGGAUGUGAUCGAGGAGGGUCUGAUGGCGUCGCUGAGGAUUCAGGUGGAGAUGCACGAGGCGAGGGCGGCGAGGCGAAGGCGGCGGAUCAUGUGCGGGCUCGCGGCGGUGCUGGCGUCCGCGAGCGAACGGAUUCGGGGACGGACGCGGGAGGCGGACCUGAGCGAGCGGUUCAGCUCGCUCUCGCUGGAUGAGCUCAUGAUGGUGCAGCUCAGGCUCAGUCGGCGAAACGAGCAGCAGGAGAGGCUGGAUACGCUCAGAUUUCAGCGCUCGCAGGCGCCGGUGUCCGUGGUGGUGGAGAAUCCCUGACGUCACCCGCCUUGGGAGAGCGAACAUGUUGUACUUUGAAGCGCUUUGUGUAAACACGGCACACGUCAACC
Molecule: messenger RNA, 1029 nt
Organism: Micromonas commoda
Lineage: Eukaryota; Viridiplantae; Chlorophyta; Mamiellophyceae; Mamiellales; Mamiellaceae
Exons: 2
Coding region: 197-958 (253 amino acids)
Source: RefSeq, a predicted model, not a curated record